Messenger RNA from Petromyzon marinus (sea lamprey), 1661 nucleotides. RefSeq names its product glycine amidinotransferase (gene GATM). The record is from RefSeq and is a predicted model, not a curated record. Gene Ontology annotation, biological process: creatine biosynthetic process. Lineage: Eukaryota; Metazoa; Chordata; Hyperoartia; Petromyzontiformes; Petromyzontidae. Gene Ontology annotation, molecular function: glycine amidinotransferase activity. Gene Ontology annotation, cellular component: mitochondrial intermembrane space.
CGUUCCCCGCCCCGCGCCCUCACUUUGGUUCACUCUGCGUCUCUCAACUCACCGUCUCUCACUCCCACUCUCAUCACUCUCUCUCCCAUUCUCAUCACUCUCUCGCUCUCUCCACACGGCGCACCGCUCCCCAGAACCCUCGCUCCAGCAUCGGCCCCGGGUCGAUCUCCAUCCUGCCUCGAGAUGCUCAGAGUCAGAUGCCUCCGUGGAGGUAGCAGAGGUGCCGAGGCAGCGCAUUGCAUAGGAACCAUGGCGCGCAGGGCGCUGGCCGGCUGGGUGCCGCGAGCCCUGCAGAGCACCCAGGUGGCGCCGUCUCCCACGCUGGCGACGCAGGGGCCCCCGGACGCGCCCAGCUCCGUGCCCGCCGACUGCCCCGUCUCCUCGUUCAACGAGUGGGACCCUCUCGAGGAGGUGAUCGUGGGGCGCGCCGAGAACGCCUGCGUGCCGCCCUUCACCGUCGAAGUGAAGGCGAACACCUAUGAGAAGUACUGGCAGUUUUACCAGAAGCAGGGGGGGCUGCCGUUCCCCGAGGCCCACGUGAAGAAGGCGGUGGCCGAGGUGGAGGAGCUGUGCACCGUGCUGCGUGGGGAGGGGGUCACCGUGCAGAGGCCGGAGCCCCUCGACUGGGCCCUCAAUUACACCACCCCCGACUUCAACUCCACGGGGAUGUACGCUGCCAUGCCCCGCGACAUCCUGCUGGUGGUCGGGAACGAGAUCAUCGAGGCCCCCAUGGCGUGGAGGGCGCGGUUCUUCGAGUACCGCGCGUACCGCCCGCUCAUCAAGGAGUACUUCAAGCGCGGAGCCAAGUGGACCACGGCACCCAAGCCACAGAUGGCCAACGAGCUCUACGACCAGGACUACCCGAUCCGCACGGUGGAGGACCGCCACAAGUUGGCGGCGCAGGGGAAGUUCGUCACCACGGAGUUCGAGCCUUGCUUCGACGCUGCCGACUUCAUCCGCGCCGGCCGCGACAUCUUUGUGCAGCGCAGCCAGGUCACCAACUACUUUGGGAUCGAGUGGAUGCGGCGGCACCUGGCGCCCACGUACCGCGUGCACACCAUCUCCUUCAAGGAUCCCAACCCCAUGCACAUCGACGCCACCUUCAACAUCAUCGGCCCGGGCCUUGUGCUCUCCAACCCGGACCGGCCCUGCCUGCAGAUCGACACGUUCAAGAGAGCCGGGUGGACGGUGGUGACUCCACCAACUCCGCUCAUCCCUGACGACCACCCGCUGUGGAUGUCCUCCAAGUGGCUGUCCAUGAACGUGCUGAUGCUGGACGAGAAACGCGUCCUGGUGGAGGCGGCUGAGACCUCCAUCCAGAAGAUGUUCAUGAACCUCGGCAUCACUCCAGUGAAGGUGAACAUUCGUCAUGCCAACUCGCUGGGUGGUGGCUUCCACUGCUGGACGAGUGACGUUCGCCGCCGUGGAACCCUGCAGUCCUACCUGGACUAGCGCCCCACGCACUCCUCGCACACACACCUGUGUCGCGUACCUGCCAAUACCAUUAACAUAUAACUCACCUGCAGACACACCUGACAAACACACUCACCUGUGUCUGGCCCAUAACCAUAUAACUCCCACAGAACACCUGUCGCACUCACCUGUGUCAGGCCCGUGACCGUAUAAAUCCCGCAGAACACACCUGUCACGUACAACUUGUA